Molecule: messenger RNA, 749 nt
Organism: Biomphalaria glabrata
Lineage: Eukaryota; Metazoa; Mollusca; Gastropoda; Planorbidae
Exons: 2
Coding region: 23-682 (219 amino acids)
Source: RefSeq, a predicted model, not a curated record
UGUAAUUAUCAGAUGUGUUCCUAUGGCUGAUAUCUAUAAACCUUCACUGAAUAAGAAAAUGUUUUCUUUUCUGGUAGUUCUGGUGUCUGCUCUGCAGGUUGUGAGUUGUAUUGAUGACUCACUUCUACAGUGUAACAGCAGCUGUGCGGUGUAUGACUUCAAAUAUUUCGUUGACAAACUCCUGCAGCAAGAAAGAGAGCUCAGCACCUAUCAGAGUUUAACCAAUUGCUCUGCUGUGGCGCUACAAGCUCAAAUAGAAGCCGUCGAGGAUCUAGCUUUUUACCCUCCUUUGAUUUACGGCGGCAAGAAAUACCUCAUAGCUCAACUUUUUUUUCAAACCCAAAGUUCAAGAGUCGCCAUAACUCGUUGCGGGGCUUUUGGUGGCUACCUGGCGGAAAUUGACGACACGGAUGAGUACGCCGCGCUGAAGACCUUUAUAGACAGCACGCCAAACGUAAACAUGAUAAUGAUUUCUGGCUCGGAUGCUGCGACAAAAGGGACCUUGUUGUUUCAGCGAACUGGUCAGCCUGUGCCUGUUAUAGCUUGGGCCCCUAACGAGCCUAAUCUCAUUGAAGAGGAGAAUUGCUUAUAUUUGUGGAGAGACUUUGACAAUCUAAUGAUGGACGAUGCAUGUGAAUAUAUACCUUUUGAUACCACGUUCAUGUGUGAGAUACCCAUCUAGUCCUGAUGAACUGCACUUAGACAUGGGGCAAAAUAGUUCUGUCUUUUUCUCUAACCAUUUUGUUUUU